Molecule: messenger RNA, 842 nt
Organism: Didymodactylos carnosus
Lineage: Eukaryota; Metazoa; Rotifera; Eurotatoria; Philodinida; Philodinidae
Source: the annotation of a GenBank genome assembly
AUGCCUUCAACUUCAACUCGUCCAACAAAAGCAUCAUUACUUCGUCAAUCUAAGAUCCGUCUUUCUCUUCAUUCAGCACCAUUCGCUUAUCAAAAGUCGUUAAAACAAAUAACAAAUAUGUACAGUCAUAAACAAGAACAAUUAAAUAUUUCUGAAUGUACGUUAAACGUUAAACAACAACAGCAGAAAAAAGCUGGUAGUGGUGUAAUGAAAAAUGCUGUUUUUAAACAUCGAUCUGUUCAAAAAUUGGCUGUUAUUAUGUCCGAAUCAUCACGUGAAAAUUCAACAAAAGAAAGCGAAAUGUUAAAGCAAGUUAUUGUCUCAUCAUUAACAGAAACAGUCAAAAAUUUAGAAAUUGCUGUUGAUAAUCAAGAAAAUAAACCACCAGAACAACGAAGAGCAUUGAAGCAACGAGUAAUUCCUUCUUCCAAACUAAAAGCAAUGAUCAUGGAAGAAGAAGCAUCUACAGCAUCAAUAAUCAUAAUUAAACAAUUGAAAAUUGUGAUAAUUGAACCACCAUCGACAAGUGAUAACGAUUUUAAUGACGAAUUAGAUGAAGAUGAAUAUAGGAUCAAUGGUGAAAUAUAUGUAAUGAAUUAUAUUCGCGAUAUAAUGAAUUUGCUCUAUGCACUCGAAUCGCAUUAUCAAAUUGAUAAUUCGUACUUGCAAGUAACAUCAACAAGGACAACAAUACCAUCAAAAACAUGGAAAAUGACACUAAAACAUCGAACAAUAUUGGUCGAAUGGCUAAUACAACUAUUUUAUUGUCGUUUUCAUUUAUCACAAGAUUCAUUACACGUUUGUAUGCAAUUACUAGACCGUUAUCUUCAAUAUUGUUCAUC